Molecule: messenger RNA, 1998 nt
Organism: Chelonoidis abingdonii (Abingdon island giant tortoise)
Lineage: Eukaryota; Metazoa; Chordata; Testudines; Testudinidae
Source: RefSeq, a predicted model, not a curated record
CCCACCACUAUCAUAAUAUGAAAAUAGCACAUUGUAUAAAAUUAGAAAUUGGUAAGGAAAGUUUUUUCUUGUCAUAGAGGAUACAUUUCUACCUAAAAUGGUGGUUUCUAGCUGGAUGUUUGUUUGUUUUUGUUUCUUUUUAAUGAAGAUUGGGUCUCUGUGUAGAGUGACCCACUGCAAGAUAAUGAAAUGUUGUUCUAGGGAAGGACAGCUAUUUGUCCAUUUAGGAUAAUAACUUUCAAAGGGUGGUUAUAAUUAGGCUGGCCAUUUCCACUGCAAUUCACUUGCAGUUGGCUGCCCAACUGUUGCAAUUCCCAGCCUUAUUUACUUGGUUUAUUUCUUUGUUGUGGCUUCCCCUAAAAUAUAAAAUCCUGACUCCUUUCAGCAGUGGAACUCCAACCUGUCCAAGGACACUGUUCUGCUUUGAUAGACCAGGAAGUGAAAUGCAUGACUAUUUGAACCAAUAUCUGUGUUUCUGUACUGUUGUACAUGAGCCCCAUCACCACAGUACGUUGGUGCUUGGUGUGAUUUGUCAAGUUACUACACAGGUUUCCAGAGAGAUUAAUGUUUUGUUUAACCUGCAGUCUGAUCAUAUAUGAAAUUUAUCCCAGGUGUCAAGUGAGAUGGCAUUUUCCCCAUUUCCCAUCCCCUAGCCUCUACUUUCUACUCAGCUAUUAUUUCAAUAGUCAGCUAGGGGGACAAUGAAAACAAUGCUGACGUUUUAUUGAAUGUAUAUUCUUCAUUUAUAUCCCAGAGUGAAUUUCUUUCCCAUAGACACAACCUGUGAUGAACCCAGAACAGAGAAAUCAAACGUCCAUCACAGAAUUCAUCCUCCUGGGAUUCAGCACUCUCCCUGAACUGCAAAUUCUUCUUUUCCUGCUGUUUCUCGUGAUCUACAUUGUAACCAUGUCUGGGAACAUCCUCAUCGUGGUGCUUGUUGUGGCUGAUUGUCACCUUCACACCCCCAUGUAUUUCUUCCUUGUGAACUUGUCCUGCCUGGAGACCUGCUACACUUCAGCCAUCCUGCGCAGCAUGCUGGCCAGUCUCCUGAGUGGGGACAGAACAAUUUCAUUUAGUGGGUGUCUCACACAAUAUUAUUUCUUUGCUUCCCUGUUUGCAACAGAAUGCCUUCUCUUAUCGGUGAUGUCAUAUGAUCGGUAUUUAGCUAUAUGCAAUCCAAUGCACUAUGCUGCCCAUAUGAGCGGCAGGUCUUGCCUCCAGUUUAUAGGUGGCUCUUGGAUAGGUGGCUUCUUAUGUAGUGGCAUAAUAACAUUGCCGAUAUCCCAAUUAGCUUUCUGUGGUCCUAAUGGUAUUGACCAUUUCUUUUGUGAUCCUAUCCCCGUGAUAAACCUCUCCUGUAAUGAUCCUCAGCUGAUGGAAACAUUGGCUUUCACUCUCAGCUUGAUUUUCUUACUGGUCCCCUUCCUACUUACCUUGAUGUCCUACAUCUGCAUCAUUUCAACCAUCCUGAGAAUCCCUUCCACCAUUGGGAAGCAAAAGGCCUUUUCUACCUGCUCCUCCCACCUCAUUGUGGUGACCAUGUAUUAUGGAACUCUACUGAUUGUCUAUAUGUUCCCCACAACCAGCACACAGAGAGAUUUCAAGAAAAUUUUAUCUUUCUUCUACACUAUCUUGACUCCCCUGGUCAAUCCCCUCAUCUACAUCAAACUUUAUAAGUUGAUCCCGUUCCUACUUACCUUGAUGUCCUACAUCUGCAUCAUUUCAACCAUCCUGAGAAUCCCUUCCACCAUUGGGAAGCAAAAGACCUUUUCUACCUGCUCCUCCCACCUCAUUGUGGUGACCGUAUAUUAUGGAACUCUACUGAUUGUCUAUAUAUUCCCAACAACCAACACACUGAGAGACUUCAAGAAAGUUCUUUCUGUCUUCUACACUGUCCUGACUCCCCUGGUCAAUCCCAUCAUCUACAGCCUGAGAAACAAAGAGUUCAAGGAGGCCCUGAGGAAAGCUAGCAGGAAGUGCAGGUUUGGACAAUGCUAG